AUGUUUGUUAACAAUCGAUUGGAACCGCAACUACAUACAGCGCAACAUGUGCAAAUAAAGGAAAAUUCUCGAAGCAACUAUUUUCAGGGUUUUUUACCGAGCGAAAUCAUAGGGGAUCAAACACUUGAUCAGUGCUUUGAUAAGGGCAGAGUUGAUUGCGUGCCUAGAGCCGAUGUUGUGCUGAUUAACUUCGAUAACGAACCAAACGAUCCAUGGGCUAUAGAUCAGAUCGAUGUCGACGUGUCGUUCAUCCUCGAAAACUCAAUGGAGGACCGGCACGACUGGCAUUUUGAACAUUCUGUUCUAGUCCCGUGCAUUUCAUGGAUGAAAGGUGCCCACACGUAUCAAAUCGGUCCUCGCAACGGCCUCUUCAUAGAACACGAGUUCUCGUACAGCCCAGAAAUAGGAGGAAGGAUCAGAGACUGGGUGUAG
Messenger RNA from Angiostrongylus costaricensis, 432 nucleotides. The record is from the annotation of a GenBank genome assembly. NCBI's taxonomy places the organism in Eukaryota, Metazoa, Nematoda, Chromadorea, Rhabditida, Metastrongylidae.